This is a messenger RNA of Mercenaria mercenaria, 480 nucleotides long. RefSeq names its product heat shock 70 kDa protein 12B-like. Lineage: Eukaryota; Metazoa; Mollusca; Bivalvia; Venerida; Veneridae. The coding region runs from base 1 to 480 and encodes 159 amino acids. The record is from RefSeq and is a predicted model, not a curated record. The transcript has a single exon.
AUGUUUGGAACCAAAGUUAUUGAAACAUUUAAGGAAGAGCAUACCGGAGAUGUUUUAGACAUGAUGAGAGACUUUGAAGUAAAGAAGAGGGCAAUAUCUGAGGAGAAAGAGGGCAACAUAGUACUCAGGAUACCAGCAGCUUUUGCAGAAACAUACAAGAGCUUAAACAGUAAUCCUAUUUCGAAGCACAUCUUUAAGGGACGCUUUACUGAAACAACCAAACUAAAGCGUGAUAAACUCAACAUAAAUGUUGGUGUAUCUAAACAGUUUAUCGCACGUUCAGUAUCAAACAACAUUGAACAUGCCAAAAGAAUCUUAGCCGAGAAUGAAUGCAGCAACAUCAGUACAAUAUUGCUUGUAGGAGGCUUCGCAGAAUCUGAGAUCGUACAAGAAAGAAUUCGUGAAGCGUUUCCUAAUAAGAGAGUGAUCAUUCCUAGCGAGUCCGGAUGUCCUCAAAGGAGCAGUUCUUCUUGGUCAUGA